Messenger RNA from Aedes albopictus (Asian tiger mosquito), 2325 nucleotides. RefSeq lists its product as uncharacterized. Gene Ontology annotation, cellular component: extracellular matrix. Lineage: Eukaryota; Metazoa; Arthropoda; Insecta; Diptera; Culicidae. Bases 1 to 2325 code for a protein of 774 amino acids. The transcript has 4 exons. Gene Ontology annotation, molecular function: catalytic activity. The record is from RefSeq and is a predicted model, not a curated record. Gene Ontology annotation, biological process: cell adhesion involved in heart morphogenesis; larval heart development.
AUGUUACCUCCGAGCAAGUUCGAGCUCUGGUUUCGCAUCGUUUGGGCACCGACGACGUUGAAGUUGUGCGUUGGGUUGAACAGCAGCGUGAAAGAUAAAGCGAUGUCUAAUUCGACCUGGCCCAGAGGAAUACUGUUUCGCGAGUUCCAGGACAAUAGAUCAUCCCAAAAUUUUUGGAAACCUCGUCUGACACCGAAUCGUACCGACGUAGUUCCAGCCAACACUCCCACCAACGUUUCGUCACCGGUGGAAGAGUACCGCAUGAUGGAGUCCGCACCUCGCGGGGACGAUACAGCACAGCCCGCUUCAAACGUCCUCGUGUAUUAUCAAAAUGUUGGUGGUAUUAACAGCUCUGUCGCGGAAUAUCAGCUGGCCCUUAGCGACGGGUGCUACGACGCUUACGCUUUCACCGAGACCUGGCUGAACGAAUGCACAUCAUCUAGCCAGUUGUUUGACGAUUCGUUUUCUGUAUAUCGACAAGACCGGUCACUCUUGAACAGCAACAAGAUCGCCGGAGGCGGUGUUUUAUUGGCUGUGCGCUCCAGAUUCAAAUCCCGCUUGGUAAGUCCACCGAACAGUUCAUCGGUUGAGCAAUUAUGGGUUGCCAUUUCAACCGAAGGUGCGACCAUUUUUGUUUGCGUCGUUUACAUCCCUCCCGAUCGAAUCAACGAUGCAGGUGUGAUUGAGACGCAUAUCAAUUCACUCAAUUGGGUGGUGUCGCAAAUGAAACCUAAAGACAAUGUCGUCAUUCUCGGAGAUUUCAACUUGAGCUCGAUUGCUUGGCAGUGUAGUUCUGUGGGGUUUUUCUUUCCGUGUACUACUCGCUCUUCGAUGGGCCAAACAUCGCGUGAGCUGCUUGACGCUUAUAGCACCGCUGGACUCAGACAGAUGGUUGGAGUUAAAAAUGAAAACAAUCGUUCAAUCGACCUGUGCUUCGUUAGCGAAGAACUAGGGGUGAAUUGCUCGGUUAUGCAAGCACCAGAUCCGCUCGUUAAAAUUGGUAGACAUCAUCCGCCUCUGCUGUUGAACCUUGAAGUGAAUCCCUAUAGAUGCUUUCACGAAACCUCAGAAAGUAUCGCCUAUGACUUCAGUCGAGCCAAUUUCGAUGAAAUGAAUAAUUUCCUGGAACGCGUAGACUGGAAUGAGAUUCUUAGUGAAUCCGAUGCUAACCUCGCCGCUUCGACUCUGUCCGGAGUAUUGCUCUAUGCAAUCGACCAGUUUGUUCCAGUUUCUUCUAAGCGGGAGCCUGCUAAACCGGCUUGGUCAAAUGCUGCCCUCAAAAAUCUCAAAAGAGCUAAACGAGCAGCUCUAAGGCGCCACUGUAAAUUCCGUACGGACACCACGAGAGCAUGUUAUCUGGAAGCGAAUACUGCAUACAAGCACCUCAACGAUAGGCUCCAUAGCGCCCAUCUAAGCCGAUUACAAAGCCGGCUGAAAACUAAGCCCAAGAGCUUUUGGCGUCACGUCAACGAUCAACGGAAAGAAUCUGGUUUGCCGUCCACGAUGACUGAUGGAUUGCAGGAAGCUGAUACUACCACCGCUAUAGUCGACAUGUUCCGUUCUCAAUUCAGCAGCGUCUUCGUUAAUGAGGAACUUGACCCGCAGGAUGUAGCCAACGCAGCACAGAAUGUGCUCAGCUUUCCAACAUCUGGAGUGCAGUUCGCUAUCACCAACGAUGCCGUAAUUGCCGCCGGUAAAGAUUUGAAGUCCUCCACCGGAUGUGGUCCGGAUGGCAUCCCUUCACUCGUUAUUAAACGUUGUAUGAGCUCCCUAGCCGUGCCGCUGACUACCGUUUUCAACCUUUCCCUGGAGACCGGUAUUUUCCCCAACUGCUGGAAGCAGUCGUACGUUUUUCCCGUUUUUAAGAAAGGCUGUAAAAGAACUGUAUCAAACUACAGAGGUAUUGCUUCUUUGUGCGCCACAUCGAAGUUGCUGGAGUUGAUCGUUUUAAACCAGUUAGUCCAAGGUUACGCACAUUAUAUAUCUGAGGAUCAGCACGGAUUCGUUCCAAAACGAUCAACGACCUCCAACCUGACGUGCUUUACGUCCUACCUGAUACGCCAGUUUCAAAGCGGCCAUCAAGUUGACGCCAUCUAUACCGACCUUUCUGCCGCCUUUGAUAAAAUGAAUCACCAAAUCGCUUUGGCCAAAUUUGACAAACUAGGCAUGAACAACAACCUCCUCAUCUGGCUUCGAUCCUAUUUGACCGGACGCAGUAUGUCUGUGAAAAUUGGUGACUACGUCUCUUCACCGUUCACGUUGGUACGUUUCGCUCUUGGCGGCAACACACGUCCGUCCACCGAGUUCAAACAAUCGUUCACGUAA